AUGUUACCAACUCGCAUUUUACCUCGACCAAUAUCCUUAUGUAGCCCUCUGCUACAAACAUUGAGAUCAAUUACAACCUAUCCCGAGACACGACCUGCUCGAAUUAGACCUAAACAGGUACUCGAACAGGAAGGUCUUGGGGAUGUCAUGAUCCCUGGUCAGUAUCUCCGAUUCUUCAAACCAAAAAAGAUUAGAUCCCGUCCAACAGAAGCAGGACCUUCUACUGGAAAUAUCGAUCAGAUCUACACCCAAAGUGCCCGCCCUUUAGCAGCAAAUGAAUUUGAUAGCACACCGACAAUUGCUCAGGAACGCAUGGCUGAUCGUAUCCAUCGUGCAAUCAUCACCAUGUAUUCUGCGGAAUCACUACCUUCACUCAUUACUACAAACAGUUUGAUCAUUCAAUCGGUUAAAGUAUCUCGCAAUCAACGUAAAUGUCAUGUUUACUAUGAUCCAAUCUCAACUGUCAAAUCUGAAAGGGGAAAUGUACACAGAGCUUUACAAAAACAUGCAAACUUAUUGAAUUUACUGGCUCGAUCUUAUGCUCAGUUGCGGAGGCCAAUGUCCAUCAAAUUUGUACCAGAUAGACAAACCAAAGAACUAGAAGAUAUAUUUAACAAACUGUCCGCAGAAUUAGAACCAGAGAAAUAA
Molecule: messenger RNA, 648 nt
Organism: Phycomyces blakesleeanus NRRL 1555(-)
Lineage: Eukaryota; Fungi; Mucoromycota; Mucoromycetes; Mucorales; Phycomycetaceae
Exons: 4
Coding region: 1-648 (215 amino acids)
Biological process (GO): rRNA processing
Source: RefSeq, a predicted model, not a curated record